Messenger RNA from Photinus pyralis (common eastern firefly), 1969 nucleotides. Its product is annotated as G-protein coupled receptor 143-like. Gene Ontology annotation, cellular component: melanosome membrane; plasma membrane. The transcript is spliced from 6 exons. Lineage: Eukaryota; Metazoa; Arthropoda; Insecta; Coleoptera; Lampyridae. Gene Ontology annotation, biological process: regulation of calcium-mediated signaling; melanosome organization; G protein-coupled receptor signaling pathway. The record is from RefSeq and is a predicted model, not a curated record. Bases 542 to 1627 code for a protein of 361 amino acids. Gene Ontology annotation, molecular function: dopamine binding; L-DOPA binding; L-tyrosine binding.
CACUCAAGCAACACUUUGAACCAUCUGGACCAGACAAUGGUAAUACAUUUGAUUAACGUGCAAGUACGAACCAGAUUAAGUUGGUCAAAAUAUGAACCUUUAUACUUGAAUCUAAAACUGCAAAUCUUGAUCGUGCUGGCACCAGUUGCUUCCAGAUUUUUCCAACCAGAUUUCGCACAGAAUUACAGUGAACAUGCAAAUCAAAAUUGACUUUGGGAAAUGAAUAGGUACCGCUACCUUUUAUUUAUCUUCGUAAACUAUAGAUAGGUACCCAAAAAAAACAACUUGAAAAUCGUUAAACUGGGAAACUUGAAGUGGAGAUAUCAUAUAUCAGCCGAACCCUACGUCAUGUCAGACAUCGUAUCGCGUUGCAUCUCGCAACAUUGCGGGCUUCGGGUUGUCUACAAAAAAUCAAACAUGUCGAAGAUCAAGAACGGUUCCGCUUUUAAAUAAUAAUUAGUUUAAUUGCUAAAAAUAAGUGCGUGCCGCAUGUUACUAAGAGUGGAAGUGUCCUAGAGUUGCCGGUAAACUUUAGGAAGUAAUGGCCGAUCCGACAAUUCAAACGUUUUGUUGCUACAAUACGAACGGCAAUAACUCCCCUUGGAAAACUGAAAAUACCCUACUGGUAGCUACCGAAUUUAAUUCGGCAACUUACAAUGCAAUAUGCUUGUUUUCGUCAACUUUAGGUAUACUAGGCGCUAUUUAUCAAAUUUUACCGAGAAGGGAAUUUUCGCGUCACCAUCGGUGGAUUUCCUUCUCUGCGGAAAGGGGUAGGAAAAUCAUUCUCUGGCUUGCGGUCACGGACCUGUUAGCCUCUCUAGGAGUACUAAUUCGAGCGUGUCUAUGGCUGAACUUCAAAGAUAUAAUGCCGGCGAUAGAUGGUUCCCACAGCGUUAUUUUCUGCGCCCUGUCUUCUGCCUGGAUCCAAUAUUUCUACACAUCCACUUGGGUAUGGACCUUGUGUUAUGCAAUUGAUAUGAGACUGAUCCUUAAUGAAAAAGCGGAGCGCAUAAAAUUGUACCACACAGCAGCUUGGAUUAUACCAGCGGUUCUUACGGCCAUCGGGUUAUCACUAUUGUAUUAUCCAGACGCAAAUUGUCGUGCCAGUUUAUCGAAAAAGGAAGCGAUGCUACGAAUUCUUCCAAACUAUAUUGUAACAUACAUUCCGAUUGCCAUAAUAAUGAUUGCAAGUCCUUGUCUUUACCUAUUUUCGUGCAAAGAUAUGGAGAAGAUUAUCAUGUGCAGUUCGGGACAAUUUACGAGAAGCGAAAGGGAAGUAAUAGGUGCAAUCAGAAUCAAGUUUGCGGUCAUUAAUAUUGUAUUCUACGUUUGUUGGUUUCCAAAUUUGCUAAACGCGUUUUUAUUAUGGACUUUAUGGUUUCAGCUUCCUGUAACUCUAGUCAUUGUCACAUGGUACAUCAUGGCAUUUACCAACCCCUUGCAAGCCUUCUUCAACUGUUUGGUAUACAGGCGAUGGAACACAGGCUCUGAAGAGGUGGUUUUGCCUUGGGGUAGAUCGAAGUCCUCUGGAAUUUAUAACACUACCAGAACUACAGAUUCGCAAGAAGAUCUUCCUCUUUUACACAAUUUUCAGCGAAAUAAUUCGCAUUUAUACGUUAGAUCUUAGUUAUUUAUGUACACUUACACCGCUUGUGUUCACAAAAUAAUUUAUUUCAUUUCGAUGCGCACCAGCAAUAUAAAACGGAUGCAAUUUGUAUUCCAUUUAAAUUUAUCUGAGAUACAGUAUAAGAAGGAUAUAGGUACUGUGUUCAAUGAACCUCUGCUCCCUGUAACUUACACAUUUAAUAGUUACCUAAUAGUCUCAUGAAGAUUAUACAAUUUUUUCUUUGUUAUUUUUGUUAGUGUAGAAAUUGUAGUUUCCAGGUUAGACACAUAAUUGUUGCUGGUAUGAUUCUCGACAGAUUAUUUAAAUAUUUGAAAGGCACGAAAUUAUAGGGGUACGCACUUG